Molecule: messenger RNA, 1686 nt
Organism: Cheilinus undulatus (humphead wrasse)
Lineage: Eukaryota; Metazoa; Chordata; Actinopteri; Labriformes; Labridae
Product: arylsulfatase I
Exons: 3
Coding region: 1-1686 (561 amino acids)
Source: RefSeq, a predicted model, not a curated record
AUGGUUGGGGCGACCUUGCUUAAUGGCCUUGACUGCUUGGAUGAACAUGACUAUGUGAAUGGCAACAUUGGCACAGCGGAGGCUGAAAGGUCUCGGCCACCUCACCUUAUAUUUAUCAUGGUGGAUGACCAGGGAUACGGGGACAUCGGCUACCAUGGCUCAGACAUCCACACACCUUUACUGGACCAGCUGGCAAGAGAGGGAGUCAUACUUGAAAAUUAUUACGUCCAGCCUAUCUGCUCACCCUCUCGCAGUCAACUCAUGACAGGACGGUAUCAAAUCCACACUGGGCUCCAGCAUUCAAUCAUCCGAUCCCGUCAACCUCUCUGCCUGCCCCCAGACAUUCCCACCCUACCAGAGCAUCUGGUUGAAGCUGGAUAUGCCACACACAUGGUGGGGAAAUGGCAUCUUGGCUUCUGUAGGUCAAGCUGCCUACCUACGGGGCGUGGCUUUCAGAGUUUCUUAGGCACCCUCACUGGCAGUGGAGACCACUUUUCUUAUCAGAGCUGCGAUGGGGCUGAAGCCUGUGGAUUUGACCUGCAUGAUGGUGAUAGGCCGGCCUGGGAGAUGACUGGAAACUACUCCACUCUGCUCUACGUCGAAAGAGUGAAGCAGAUCCUGAGGCGCCACAACCCCCAUAAACCACUUUUCCUUUAUUUGUCCCUCCAGGCAGCCCACACACCCUUGCAGGCACCAGACUACUUCGUGCACAACUAUGAUUCUCAAAGCAAUCGUCUUAGGCGCCAUUAUGCAGCCAUGCUGAGCUGCCUGGAUGAUGGGAUUGGACAAGUUGUCCAGGAACUAAAGACUAGGGGGCUGUAUCAAAACUCAGUUCUGAUUUAUUCCUCUGAUAAUGGUGGUCAGCCACUCUCUGGAGGGAGUAACUGGCCCCUGAGGGGAGGCAAAGGAACCUACUGGGAAGGAGGCAUCAGGGCGGUUGGAUUUGUCCAUAGUCCCCUCCUGAAGAGAACAGGAGUAGUCAGUAGGGCAAUGAUCCAUGUUUCUGACUGGUUUCCAACACUACUGGGACUUGCUGGGGCCCUUAAGACCCACCAUGGCCUAGACGGUCAUGAUGUGUGGCAGACCAUCAGUGAGGGUCUUGUCUCUCCCCGCACUGAAAUACUUUUCAACAUUGACCCAGUCUCCAGGAAGCCUGAGGAGCCAUAUGACAAGGCAUUACUGAAUGGCUUUGGGAUCUGGGACACUGCCGUAAGGGCAGCAAUAAGGGCCGGGGACUGGAAGCUACUGACAGGGAAUGUGGGUGACGGGGACUGGAUUCCUCCGCAGGCUCUUCCUGAUGGUCCAGAACGCUGGCAGAGACUUGAGAAGGGAAGAAAUGAGCCAGGGAAGUCAGUGUGGCUGUUUAAUGUCAAUGCAGAUCCCUAUGAGAGAUCAGACCUGGCAGAAGCACAUCCAGAGGUGGUGAAGCGUCUCCUGAGCAGACUGGCAGAGUACAACCAGACUGCUGUGAUGGCCAGGAAUCCUCCAGAUGAUCCUAUGGCUGACCCUGAGCUUCAUGGAGGGGUGUGGAGCCCCUGGCUGGGCCUGGAGGGGCAGGAGAGAGAGAACGGAGAGGACGAUGGCAGAAAGGAAAAGAUAAUGAAGAUUAGGCACUGCAAACUAUGCAAAUUAAAAGCUCUCUUUAAGAAGGUGGGAUCACGCCUGCAGAGGAAACCCCUUUUCUAA